AUGACCGACGAGAAGCCAGAGGCCAUUCAGCAGAAUGGCAACGGGGACCUUGAACAUGCUGCCACCCACGCAACGUAUCUGGAGAAAGAUGAGAUCGCGAAUCUGUCCGAAGAGCAUCGCCAGUAUCUGCUCCUGAGGCAUGGGACGCUCGAACUCGAUCCCGUCCCGACAAUGAGCGAGGCGGAUCCAUACAACUGGCCAGCCUGGAAGAAAACCUCGAACAUCAUCCUCGUAGCCUUCCACGCCUGCAUGUCGACCUUCAUCGCAGCGGCCAUUAUUCCAGCCUACGAGGACAUCGCCAUGGAUCUCAAAGUCGAUAUCCAGCACGCCUCCUAUCUCACCUCCCUUCAGAUCGCCAUUAUUGGAGGCGGUCCUUUGUUCUGGCGCCCUUUGUCCACGCGGUACGGUCGCCGCCCUAUCUUCAUUAUCUCCUUGAUCGGCGCAGCGCUGUUCAACAUCGCCUGCGCGAAGACGAACUCGUAUGGCUCCAUGGCAACGUGCCGCGCCUUUGCCGCCUUCUUCAUCUGCCCUGCUUCUGCGAUUGGGAGUGCGGUUGUUGUAGAGACGUUCUUUAAGAAGGAUCGCGCGAGAUUCAUGGGCAUUUGGACGCUGAUGAUUACGCUUGGUGUGCCGCUUGCGCCGUUCAUCUUUGGCUUUGUGGCAUAUAACAUCGGAUAUCGAUGGAUCUACUGGAUCCUGGCAAUGAUAAAUGGCGGCCAACUAGUCCUCUACCUCUUCCUCGGCCCCGAAACACGCUUCAUCCGCCACCAUGUCCACCCGCACAAGCUCCCCAGCUUCAGAGAAGCAUACUUCAAGUUCCGCCGCAUCGACACCACGCCAUUCACAGCCCUCGAAUUCAUAUCGCCUCUGCGCAUGUGCAAGUACCCAUGCGUCAUGAUCCCGGCCUGCGCCUACUCAAUGGUCUUCCUCUUCGGCUCUGUUCUCAUCACUGUCGAGAUCCCGCAGCUGUUCGCGGAGAAAUUUCACUUCAAUGCCCAGCAGCUGGGCCUGCAGUUCCUGGGUAUCAUCAUCGGAUCGGUGAUCGGAGAGCAGAUCGGCGGGCACGCUAGUGAUCUUUGGAUGCGCCAGCGCGCGAAGAAGAUGGCUGCGGGGAGGCCGGCGGCGGAGUACAGACUUUGGCUGAGUUAUUUGGGGUACGCAUGCACAAUCUGCGGUGUCGUCGUCUUCCUCGUGCGCAUCCAGCAAGCGCCUGAGGGCAAGUGGAACGUCACCCCGGUGGUCGGCGCUGGGAUCGCCGCUGCCGGAAACCAGAUCGUCACGACUGUCCUUAUCACGUAUGCCGUGGACUGCUACCACGAAGAGGCUGCUAGUAUCGGAGUAUUUAUCACGUUUGUGAGGCAGAUUUGGGGCUUCAUUGGACCGUUCUGGUUCCCGUCUAUGUUCACCAACGUCGGUAUUGCAAAUAGCGCUGGGGUGUGCGUUGCGCUGCUGGUUGGCGUGAGCGUGAUUCCGACACUCGCGCUGCAGUUGAAGGGUCAGGCGUUGAGGGGGAGUACUACUAUGACGGCGAGGAUUUAG
Trematosphaeria pertusa is the source of this 1539-nucleotide messenger RNA. Its product is annotated as MFS general substrate transporter. The record is from RefSeq and is a predicted model, not a curated record. The transcript has 4 exons. Gene Ontology annotation, molecular function: transmembrane transporter activity. Gene Ontology annotation, biological process: transmembrane transport. Bases 1 to 1539 code for a protein of 512 amino acids. Lineage: Eukaryota; Fungi; Ascomycota; Dothideomycetes; Pleosporales; Trematosphaeriaceae.